AUGUGUUCAAUUCCUGGGCUCCCGACACCAGGUUCAGAUGUAACCAUUCUUAUUACCAGGGUCAACUUAAAUCCUCUCUGUGUUCUAGUAGAGUUCUGGGGCAAUUUUGAUCAAGAGAGAAAGGCUGUUUAUCAGCGAAUGAGAAGAGAGAUUCAGUUUCCCAGGGAAGCAUUUCACGAAUCUGAAGGAAAUCCUGGAGACCUGUGCCUCGUUAAAAUUUUUGAAACUUGGUAUAGAGCUCGAGUAGUGUCAAGAAACGGGUCAAAUUACAAUGUGUUCCUAAUUGAUGAAGGAAGAACACUGAGUGCCACAACCAGCACUUUGGCAUGGGGUCAGAAAGAUGUUUUCCACCUACCACCUGAGGUGGAAUUCUGUGUCCUUGCCAAUGUAUUGCCUCUGUCACCUGAGAAUAGGUGGUCUCCAAUGGCCAUAGAAUUCCUGAAAUCUCUGUGUGGCAGAACUGUGACUGGAUAUGUUCAGGAUGUGCUGGUGCCUCAUAGAACAUUCCUCCUUGAUAUUCCAUGUAUAUCCAAACAGAUGUAUGAAAUGGGAUUUGCUAAGAAACUGUCUACGGAGAAGUUCAAAUUCUUCGUUGCAAGAUCACUGCAAUCACUGAGUGGGGCAGUGGCUGCAACUGAUUCCCAGCAGAUAUCCUCCAUGAGAAAUGAACCAAUGGAGACCCAUAGUCAGAUUGAGAAACUGCAGUGUUAUAUGUAUCCAGAACUGCAGACUGACACCGUUGAGACUGUAAUUGUCACAGAGGUAACCAAUCCACUGCGCAUUUUUUGUCAGUUGAAGGUUUUCUCUCAAGAACUGAAGAAACUGACUGAACAGGUCACCCAGCAUUUUGAGGGUAGAUUGGGAACAGCAAAGGGAAGACCAGAAACUUUAGGCUCUGCGUGUGCCUCAAGGGGAAGCGAUGGCAAGUGGUAUCGAUCUGUUUUACAGCAAAUCCUUCCUUCCAAUAGCAUAGUGGAAGUACUGCAUGUGGAUUAUGGAAAGAAAGACUUUGUUCAGUUUGAGAACAUUAGACCAUUAUGUGCAGAGUUUCUGAGAAUGCCUGUUGUAACUUAUGUCUGCUCACUCCAUGGAAUAAUUGAUAAGGGUGUUGGAUGGACAGCCGCUCAGAUCAAUUAUCUGAAAUCCUUGAUCCUUCACCGAACUGUGAUUGCUAAAUUUGAGUACCAAAGCUUGUCAGAAGGCGUCCACUAUGUAACGCUCUAUGGAGAUGAAAAUGUGAACAUCAACAGGCUGUUUGGCAUGAAGGAAAAGUGUCUGGUGGGGUCUGAGAGAACUCGUGGAGAUUAUUCUAUUCGAAAAGGUGUAGCGACUCAGAAAUGUCCAGAUGCAGUAGGAAAUGAAACUCAAAGGUAUUGUCCUGUACCGUCUUACUCUGCUGAAGAAAUUCAGGCAAAGGUUGCAGCAGAAAGUUUACCAAUCAAUUCAUCCCAUUUAGCAGUUGUUCAGUAUGUCGACAGCCCUUCAGAAUUCUGGAUUCAGACACAACGGUAUGCUAAGGAAUUUGAUCAGUUGAUGAAUGAGAUCAGUGAUCUGUAUGACAGUUCAACUAGUGCAGAAGGACUUGUCAGAAACCUGACCAUUGGUCUCUUUUGUGCUGCCAGAUCACAGGACACUGUUUUUUAUAGGGCUAUUGUAAGCGAAGUCAUAGGAAAACAGGUUAAAGUGUAUUUCGUUGACUACGGAAACACAGAAAUUGUUGACUGGUACAACGUAAGAGUCCUGCCCGGCAAGUAUCAAGCAUUGCCAGCAUUGGCAAUUAAGUGCUCCCUUGCGGGGAUCAGGCCAAAGGAUGAGAAAUGGAGCCAAAGUGCAACUGUUUUCUUUUCAAAAUCAGUGGAAGACAAGAUACUGGAUAUGCAUGUUUCUGCAAAGUCUGAAGGUAAAUAUCUCAUCCAGUUGACUGAUUCAUCUGCUCAUGGGGAGAAAAAUAUCAACAGGACGCUUUGCAUUGCUGGUUUUGCAGAAAAUGAUGAUCCUUGCAAACUUGUGUCUAAGCCUUUGAAAAGGUCUCUCAUUUUUCCAAGCAUGCAAACCACAGGACAGUGUCCUGGCACAGACAAGGUCAGACCUGUUGGGAACCAAGCGCUGUCUGCCAACAUUCCUACUGUGACUGAGAUCAGGUCUGUUUUCAAGGAACAUUUGUUUCCUAUAGGAAGUUCUGUUGACGUUAAUGUGUCUUACAUCGAGAGCCCAAAUGACUUUUGGUGUCAAAUAGCACAAAAUUCAGGGAGUCUAAAUUUGCUAAUGAAAGACAUUCAGACUUACUAUGCUGACAGUGAGUUCCAGCAGCCUUUGGAACCAGCCUGUAUUGCUCGCCAUCCUGACAAUCGCAUGUGGUACAGAGCGCUUGUCAUUCAAAAGCAUGCAUCUCCACAUGUUGACGUGUUGUUCAUAGAUUAUGGCCAAACACGGAAAGUUUCUUUGCAAGACUUACGACCCAUAAAUCCAACUUUUCUGAAUUUGAAAGGUCAAGCUUUUCGAUGCAGUCUAUACAAUUUGAUCCAUCCUGCUGGUCAUUCUGCUUUGGAAUGGAGUGACGCUGCCAUGUCUGAGUUUGAAAACUUUGUUGAUUCUGCAGCUUCCACUCAUGUUGGCUUGAAGUGCACCAUAUAUGCAGUUAUGUACGACUCCCAAAAAGUGGUCUUCAAUGUUGUUGACCUUGAAACACCUUUUCAGAGUGUUUGCAGCUUGCUAGUUCAGAAAGGGUUAGCAGACCGCGCACCUCCAAAAAAGGUCCCUCUUCCGCCCUUCCGGUUGGACACGUAUUACUAUUCAACACACAACAUCAAAACUGGGGGAGAAGAGGAGGUGUGUAUAACUAGCGUGAAAAGUGUUGACCUCUUUUAUUGCCAGUUGGGAAGGAAUUCUGACUUGAUAGAAGAACUGUCAGAAAAAGUCAGUUAUCUUUGCCAUCAGCUGCAAUGUGUCAAUUGUCCCCAAACCUUUGGCACAGUGUGCUUCGCAAAGUACACUGAUGGACAGUGGUAUAGAGGACAGAUUAAGUCUACACAUCCAACAAUCCAGGUGCACUUUGUGGACUAUGGUGACACACUGGAAAUGAAGAAGACUGAUCUGCUCCCAAUUCCAAUUGAAGCCAGUGAAAUUAUGUCUGUGCCUGUUCAAGCUGUGGAGUGUGCACUCUCUGAUGUCCCAACAGAUGUGUCAAGUGACAUCAACAGUUGGUUUACCAGAAAGGUUACUGGCCAUUCCUUCAGAGCACUGGUAGUUGCAAAGGAGCCAUGUGGAAAAUUAAUAGUGGAACUUUAUGAUGGAAAAACCCAACUGAAUGCACAGAUCAAAGAGAACUUUAAAAUUGAGACACAGAGAAAACAUAACUUGCCACAUGAACAACUUGAUGUCACAUCCAAGAACAUGAAAGGUUCAUUUGUUAGGCAAGAAGAGAACAUGAAGCCCAUUGAUGAUUAUAAGCCUAAACUGGUGCUGCAAAACACUGAGGACAGAAGGAAGAAAGAGAAAAUCAAGCCAGCAUUUGAGAACAGUGACAGGGGGUUCAGACAGAAGCAAGAAUCUAUGAGAAAAUACAACCAUGUUGGAAUUCAGUGGGAACCGUCCGAAGCUAGAAAAUCUGAAAAUCCUCAAAAACUGCCAACUUCUCAGUCAGAUUCUGAGCAGAAUGAAGAUACUACAAGGGCAGCACAUCAACACAUUUCUAAACUUGAAGAUCUCCCAUUAAAAUUCAUAAAACCUGGUCUGUUAUCAGAAGUCUACAUUUCACAUUGUAAUAGCCCAUCAAGUUUUUUUGUCCAGUUCACAGAAGAUGAAAACAAAAUUGUCUCUGUUGUGGAAGAACUAAAUGAAAAACUAUUAGCGGUCACACCGGUGGAUAUAAGUAAAUUGCAGCAAGAUGAUUUGGUGAGUGCAAUGUUUCCAGAUGAUGGCUUCUGGUAUCGGGCAGUUGUAAGAAGCAGAUUACGAAAUGAUAUUGUGAAUGUGGAGUUCAUAGACUUUGGAAAUACAGCGACAGUUGUGUCUUCAAAUAUUUGCAGACUUGACAAACAGUUCCUUGACCUUCCCAGGUUCAGCACACAUUGCUCACUAAGUGGAGUAUGCGGCAUCAAUAAGGAAGAUGAGUGGGACGAAGAAGUUGUGUCAAAAUUUAGAAAAGCUGCAGGAGAAAAUGCAGAGAAGAAGCUUACAUGCAGAUUCGUUCAACAGACGGGAUCUAUGUGGGAGGUCACUCUUGAAGAUGAGGGUGUAAUGCUAGCACAUACAAUACUUGACAGUGGCCCCACAGUAACAUCAAUGUCAAAGAAACCUCAAAGCUCUACCUUGGAGAACACGCUUCCUGAGAAAUCAAAUGAUUAUGAAAUGGAUAUCACAACAUCAAUCUACAAAACGCCUAAUAUUUCAGAGGGACAGGCUUUUGAGGUUUAUGCUACAUCCGUAGUUGGUCCUGACCACUUCUGGUGCCAGUAUGCACAUUCAGAUGAGCUUAAGAUGAUCUCUGAACUUGUUGAAAAAGUGGGAAACUCGGGAGAAGACAGAGCUUGGAAUACUGCUUGGUCAGAUGCAUUACAUUCUGGAAGUCCAUGCCUUGCUCAGUUUUCAGAGGAUGAACAGUGGUAUCGUGCCGAGGUGAUAACUGUUAAUGAGAAUAUCCUUUCAGUUCUUUUCGUGGAUUAUGGAAACGAAUCAGACGUUGACCAAACCAGUGUAAAACCAAUACCACCUCUCUUAUUGAAAAAACCGCCUCAGGCCUUCUUGUGUCAGCUGGAAGGAUUUGAUCCCUCACAAGGCUUCUGGGAUGACCAUGCAGCUGAUCAUUUCUUUGGUCUGCUCUCAGAUGAAGCCUUGCAAGUGACCAUUCUGAAAGUACAGAAUGUUAAGGAUCAUAGGACCGCUCCUUAUCUAGUCAGAGUUGAAUGCAAAGGAGAAGCGAUAAAUAGCACAAUGAAAGACUACUGGAACCAUUACACCCUACUUGAUAAAAGCAACUUAUCUGAAAAUGACAAACAGUCUUUCUCUGAAGUUAAUGUCCCGCUUGAAAUUCCCUCACUGGGGGCAGCUGAGGACAAUUUAAUUCAACAAAACAUCACCAUGGAUGUAAGUCCUGAACAUUUUGACAGAACUGCAGCUUUGCUCCCAGAUGCAGUUCCACAGUGUUUCGGAAACAAAAAUGAACCAAAGGAAUCUAAUGAAAUGCUUGAAACGCAACUGGAAAUUCCAGUCAACAUUGUGCCUAUGGAGAACAGGUUUAUUAAAGAGGACUUGGAAUUAAUGAGCGUUUCAGAGUGUGUGAUGGGUUUUAACAGUGUACAGUACACAGCACCAUCUGUCAGGGAUGAAGAAAGGAGUGAUAGUGAAGACAUCCCAGGAGAAGAAAAUGACGCUGAGUCAGUCACAGUGGAUCCAAGUAGGAACCCAAUCUUGCCAAUUCACCACAGGAAGGACUCUGCUGAGACGAGCUUUAAUUUUAUUGACAUUACAGACUCUGCUUCAGAGACCUCCAAUGUAACGUCAACCAGUGAAGACCUACCUGUUUGUCCUCCUGAAAUUCCUGUACUGGAAGAGCGUGCAGAAUGUGUUUCUGAAGGGACUAAUAAGGCUGAAGUUUCUUGUGAAACAAGAACAGUUUCACAGGAGAAGGCUGGUGGCAUUGACACAUGCCUUGCUGUGUCUAAACCAGAAGACUGUACCCUUGCUCCAUCAGAGGAAACUGAUAUCCUUUUUGAGACAGGGAGCGCAUCAGUCGCUGAACAGACCUGUGCAAUGGAUGAAAGUGAUCCCCUGCUGUACAAGGUAGAUGAGAGCUUCGAUGAACUCUCAGUCUUGAAUGAAGACCAGUGCCCUGAUGUAUGUACAGAUAGUGACAUAUAUGAAGAGGUUUUUAAACAGUGCACAGCCCCAGUGCCUAAGGAUGUAGGACCAGUGCUUGCAUUGCCAGAUCAAAGCUUUCAAAAUGAGGAUGUCGAGGAAGACCAUGUUUCAGGAACUGAGUCUGAAUUCGGCAACCUGAAGAAGGCUGAAAAACUUUGUGUAGGGUCGCACUGUGUUGUCUGGUCCUAUGCUCACGGGUUUUGGUGCAAAGGAAAGAUUGUGAAAAUAUCUGAGGAUUCUGCACAGGUAUUGCUUUUGGAAGAGGAAGAAGAGGCAAUUGUAGACCUUCAGAACAUCUUCGAAACAGUAUCUGAAACACAAGUUCAGGUUUUGGGUGAAAGUGUCCGAGCCGGGGCUAUGGUGCAGCAGUCACAUGAGGAACAGAUGUCCCGCGUGACCCAUCUUGUUCUGAAAGUUGAAGAUUCUGAUGAUGAUGUCAUAUUUGUCGGGGAGAUGCAGGUUCCCAAGCCGCAGGUUCAGGAAAUGGAUGGAAACAGAGAAGUGAUCUGA
This is a messenger RNA of Megalops cyprinoides (Indo-Pacific tarpon), 6369 nucleotides long. It is a transcript of the gene tdrd6a, whose product is annotated as tudor domain containing 6. NCBI's taxonomy places the organism in Eukaryota, Metazoa, Chordata, Actinopteri, Elopiformes, Megalopidae. The record is from RefSeq and is a predicted model, not a curated record. The transcript is spliced from 5 exons. Bases 1 to 6369 code for a protein of 2122 amino acids.